Molecule: messenger RNA, 2108 nt
Organism: Alternaria rosae
Lineage: Eukaryota; Fungi; Ascomycota; Dothideomycetes; Pleosporales; Pleosporaceae
Product: mitochondrial carrier domain-containing protein
Exons: 2
Coding region: 176-1693 (505 amino acids)
Source: RefSeq, a predicted model, not a curated record
GCUGGAGCUCUGGCCUCGCCCAACGCCUCCAUGACGUCUGCAGCUGGUGACACAAGGAGCACGAUGCGGAUCCGUCUCCGGGUACCAUGAGAGCUUGAGCUUUCCCCGCGUUCGCGAAGCUUUUGUGCUAUUUCCAGGAUCCUUCUUAAGUCGUCAUUUCCCCGGAAUCCUUGCGAUGACCUCCCACGAUAGUCCCGACAAGAUGAGCUACAUCUACAAUUCGCAGCUUGAUGCCUUCACCCUUUACCAUAUCUCGCACGAAAAGGAAGAACAUAGCUCGGUCGGCCCUGUACUUCCUGCCCUCGGCCAUGCUUCGUCUGGUGCUUUAGGAACCGUUGUGUCGAAACUCAUAACAUACCCUCUCGACGUUGUUAUUACGCGCCUUCAAGUUCAGCGGCAACUACAUCACGGCGACGCGCACCCGCAUUACAAUGGCAUUCUCGACGCCAUUGAGAAGAUAUACGAGAGGGAGGGCGGACCAAAGGCCUUCUACAGCGGUGUAGUGCCCGAGGUUGUGAAGGGUGUUGCCGACAGCUUCCUCUUCUUCCUAGCGUAUUCAUAUGCGCGGCAGAAGAGGCUAGAAGCGCGAGGUACUGGACAUAGCUUGCCAGCGCUCGAAGAGAUCGGAGUCGGCGUCAUCGCGGGCGCCUUCUCUAAAUUCUUCACCACACCGAUACAGCAGAUUGUCACGCGGAAGCAGACGGCGGCAAUGAUGAGACAAGAGUCGUCGACCACCAUACCCCCGCUGUCCGGUACCAAGGACAUAGCACAAGAGAUUAUGCGCGAGAAAGGCAUACAAGGCUUCUGGUCUGGCUACUCUGCUAGCUUGAUUCUGACGUUGAACCCUUCCAUUACUAUGCUACUGCACAAGGCUCUUCUACGAUUGCUUGUACCCAGGGCAAAUCGAGACGACCCCGGCGCGCGCAUGACCUUCCUUCUAGCCGCCAUAAGCAAGGUUCUCGCGUCUACUGCUACCUAUCCGUUCUCCCUUGCAAAGACACGUGCCCAAGUAUCCUCACAGAAGCCCUCUUCCGGUAUUGGUGAGACUUCGGACAAGGAGAAGUCGGACGAGCCGCUCGAGUCGAGAGCACUCCAAGCUAGGCAGCGGACUGUAUUCAGCACCAUCUUGCGCAUCGCCCAAACUGAGGGGAUAUGGGGUUUGUACCAGGGUCUGGGGGCAGAAGUGCUCAAAGGCUUCUUCUCCCAUGGUAUCACGAUGCUGAUGAAGGACCGUAUCCAUGCUGUCAUCAUCAGCCUGUACUACACUGUGCAGGGGGCGUUGAAGAAAUACCCCAGCCCAAGUGAAGUCGCAAAGUCGGCAUCGGCCAGCGUUCAGAGUGCCUAUGAACAAGGCAAAGAGCAAGCUAGCGAUGCUUAUGCGAAGGGCGCCGAAGUUGUCGGCAACGCAACAGAAUCGGCAAAGCACGCCGUGUCACAGGGCUCACAGCAGGCGCAAGACCUUGUGGAGAAGGGCAGAGAUGCUGUCAGUGAGGCCGCAAGCAGCGCAUACGACCAGGGCAAAAACGUGUUGGACAAAGGACAGGAUGCUGCCACCAAUGCCAGUCAGCAAACUGGUGAAGCGCUUGAGCAUGGCAAGAGGGCUGCAAGCGACGCAUCGCAGCAGGCCAAAGACGCUGUUCUGGACGCCGACAUCAAGGACAUCAACGGCCCUGACAAGGGCAUCAAAGAGUGAGCCAUGCGGCAACGAUUUCCACAGCGCUUUCAAAUUGUACAUAUACCCGAAUGAUCUUGUAAUUCUUUGUUUAAAGGCAUGUCUGGAGGGAGAAUGUGUUUCUUUUGGUACGGUUCGGCGUCAAAAGCGUGCCCGACUUUCGUAAUGCAUAAUGAGCAAAUAAUUGCCGGGUGAACUGUCCAUCUGCCUUGGGCGAUCUGAAACGUCAGGGUGUCUGUAUCCACUGCCACGCUUCGAGUAGUUGGGAUGUCCAUGUACCUAGGUACCGGACGGAAGCGUUCCAAUGGGAUUGAGUCUGUGUGCAAAGUGACUGCAACGGAAAUCAUGUUCUCGCCAGAACAGUACCAGCGCAUCGACUCGAAGCAGGAUUUUCCAGCCUUGCGGGCUUUGUUGUCUCUGCUGCGCUGGCUAUUGU